Molecule: messenger RNA, 240 nt
Organism: Penicillium atrosanguineum
Lineage: Eukaryota; Fungi; Ascomycota; Eurotiomycetes; Eurotiales; Aspergillaceae
Exons: 3
Coding region: 1-240 (79 amino acids)
Source: RefSeq, a predicted model, not a curated record
AUGUCAGAUGCGUUCGGAUUCCAGAAGCGUCCAAUUCGUAAGCAGCCGAGCACGUCAUCUCCACCCAUUAAUACUGCCAUUGCCCACCGCCCCAUCUCCUUUUCCCUCGGGACGUCAAACCACGCGCAAUUGGAUAAUUCGCGCCUAGCAAAGACCAUUCUCUCCGUGACAAAUCUUACCAUGCAAGCUGCCGAAGGCGUGGAAAGGGGACCAGCCCAUUAUUCAGCGGCCCUUACCUAA